AUGGACGACAUCAUCGUCAUCGACGAACCUGAAGGAGUGUUUCCGUCGCUCGGCGAGCCCGGCGAACCAGGACAUUCCAGCAGGCGCAGCGGCCGUGGUGGGCGCGGUGGCCGUGGCGGCCGUGGGAUCGGCCACCACGGCGGGCACGGUGGUGCUGGCGGGCAUGGCGGGCUUGGAGUUCGCGACGCACGUGGCGGACGUGGCGGACGCGGUGGCGCUGGCGGCCGUGGCGGAUUGCUCAGCGGGGACGGAGGGACGGAGGGCAAGGAGGGCCCGGCGGAUACGGAAUGCUCGGCGGCGCGGGCGGGCCCGGCGGGUACGGAUCGAGCGGCGGGGACGGAGGGCCCCCCGCCUGGCCCGGCGGUGUGGGAGGACGCGGCGGGGACGGAGGUGGCGGCGGCCCGCCUGGGCCACCUAAACGGCGUCGGCGAGCCAGGCGCGGAAGCAGUCGCACAACGUUUCGGCCUCUGGAUCAGCCUCCGCACCACCAGCAUGACCUCAUGCUGUGUUAAUUAA
This is a messenger RNA of Miscanthus lutarioriparius, 516 nucleotides long. The record is from the annotation of a GenBank genome assembly. Lineage: Eukaryota; Viridiplantae; Streptophyta; Magnoliopsida; Poales; Poaceae.